Helianthus annuus (common sunflower) is the source of this 1116-nucleotide messenger RNA. RefSeq names its product calphotin-like. The record is from RefSeq and is a predicted model, not a curated record. The transcript has a single exon. Bases 1 to 1116 code for a protein of 371 amino acids. Lineage: Eukaryota; Viridiplantae; Streptophyta; Magnoliopsida; Asterales; Asteraceae.
AUGUCAUCUUCUUCUGAGAGUGGAGUAUCCGAUUCAUUAGACCCUAUGGCCAUAGUCUCAGAUGACGAGAUAGCCACAGACCCUAAGGUUUUCACUUCAGACACUACGAGCAGCGACGAUGAUGACUUUCAGCCAUUCGCUUUACCAGAUUUUGGAGAUGGCAUACCUAUAGCUGAUGGUUUUCAUGAUGGGGAUCUACUUCUUGUCCCGAUCCCUGCUCCUUUUCCCCUCGCUGCAUUUCCUUUGGAGGAUCUGCCUCUUGAUGAUAUGUCAGACGACGACAUCGAUCUCCUUAUUGAGGGUCCCCCUAAGGAUGCCCAGGAUGGCGGGGAUCCGGUUGAUGAUGAUGUCGCUAUUCCGUUUGCAGAGAUUCCAGUCGAUGACGAUGUUGUUAUCCCUCUUGUUGAGAUUCCAGUUGCUGAUAUUAUUGUUGUUCCGUUGGUCGAGAUUCCUGCUGUUGAGAUCUCAUCUGACCAUUCAGGUCCUGAUUCGUUUGAUUCGGUAUCAUCUGUUACUUUACAAGCACGGGGCGUGCAACAUUAUCCCACUGACACUGAUUCCGACAUAGCGAUUUCUGCCACACCCAUCUUUCCACACGACUUUGACCCUGAUCAUGAGAUUGAGUUUGUACCUGACGAGCAGCCUUUUGAGGCACCUGUCAUACCUGAUGAUCAGCUCUUUGAUAUACCCGCUGAUUUUGAGUAUGCUCCAGCUAACCCUGAGCCUGAGAUUGCACCUGAGGCUAUACCGGCACACAACCCACUACCUGUGCAUGACCCUCUCCCUGUUGAUGUACCUGUUGUCGCACCACCUUUUCCGGACCCUCUACCUGCACCCACAGACCACGCUCCUUUUGCUACCCAUGUAGACCCCAGAUAUGCUCACACUCACAAUGGGUGGAUUGAGGACGACGACGACUAUCCUCCUUUUGUCAGACCCGUUACUCCCCCAUCUGCACCUGUUCAUGCACCCAUUGAUAUCGCUCAGUUUUACCCACACGAGUCAGAUAUGCACCGCACAGAUUUGCCAGUCACAUUUCUUCAGGAUAUCCAUCCCCCCGUCCCGGGGAAGGACCAUCGAGCCAGCAGGCCAGUCACGUACCUUUUAUGUCAGUAG